Messenger RNA from Salvia splendens (bonfire salvia), 877 nucleotides. Its product is annotated as raucaffricine-O-beta-D-glucosidase. The record is from RefSeq and is a predicted model, not a curated record. NCBI's taxonomy places the organism in Eukaryota, Viridiplantae, Streptophyta, Magnoliopsida, Lamiales, Lamiaceae. Gene Ontology annotation, biological process: carbohydrate metabolic process. Gene Ontology annotation, molecular function: beta-glucosidase activity. The transcript is spliced from 5 exons. The coding region runs from base 1 to 783 and encodes 260 amino acids.
AUGGCGAUGGUGCAUCUGGAUGACAACAACAACGGCAUCGUUGAAGACCGAAAUUUGUCAUCGGGCGGUUCAAGGUGGUGGGAUAUUGACGGACCGGUGCCGGAUUCUAACGAUAACAGUGGCAUCAACCGUAACUGGUUUCCUCAAGACUUCCUAUUUGGAACUGGAACUUCUGCCUUUCAGGAAGAUAUUGCGAUGAUGAAGCAAAUGGGGUUUAAUUCUUAUAGAUUUUCCAUUUCAUGGCCAAGAAUUUUGCCAGAAGGAAUCAACAAAGAAGGAAUCAACAAAGAAGGAAUUGCUUACUAUAAUGAUGUUAUCAACAAGCUGUUACAACAUGAUAUAAAACCAUUUGUGACACUAUUUCAUUGGGACCUUCCUUUGUGUUUCGAGAACGAGUAUGGUGGCUUCUUAUCGAACAUAGUCAAGGACGAUUUCCUUGAGUUCGCAGAGGUAUGCUUCUGGGAAUUUGGGGAUCGCGUGAAACACUGGACAACCUUGAACGAGCCAUGGACCUGUGCCGUGAAUGGAUACGUUCGAGGUGUCUGUCCACCCGCCUACAAAGUUCCCAUACCGGGCGACAAACUUUCCACGAAGAUCGUCGGCGUCCCACCCCUCGACUCCAAGUUCAUCGUUGCCGACCCCUCCGAGGCAUACACUGCCGCAAAAAAUCUUCUCCUUGCACACGCAGAAGCAGUCGAUCUCUAUCGAAGCAAAUUUCAAGAGGUACAAGGAGGGAAGAUAGGCAUAGUGCUAAAUGAGUUAUCUCUACUAUUUUUUCGAUGAGUUAUAAUAUCCACUUAGUUUUUAUUUUUUACUUUAUAUUCAUUCUGCACUAAAGAGGGGAAAUGAGUACACUGGAACAAAGGUAAUUACUAAU